AGAACAUUGUGUUUUCUUAAGUUGGAAGUACUUCACUCGGUUUUGCUCAGCCAGCAGUAGCUAGUGUCGGCAGUUGAAUGUUUUUAUAUAAGCCAUACCUCACUUUCACUCACUCAUUCUCUUCUUCUUCUUCUUCCAUUCAAUUUCAAGAAUUAAGUAUACAAAAAUGGACCAAUUGUUAAGUCUUGUGAUAUGUACACUGCUAUUACUAAAAUCAGCUGAAGGUGUUGCUGUGCCAAUCACUUAUGUUCAAAGUGCAGUUGCAAAAGGAGCUGUUUGUUUGGAUGGGAGUCCACCAGCUUACCACUUUGAUAAGGGAUUUGAAGGUGGUAUUGACAACUGGAUUGUUCAUUUUGAGGGAGGAGGAUGGUGCAACAAUGCCACUACUUGCCUUGACCGAGUUAACACUCGUUUAGGAUCAUCGAAGAAAAUGGACACGACACUUUCCUUUUCGGGAUUUUUUAGCAGCGGCAAAAAGUUUAAUCCAGAUUUCUACAAUUGGAACAGAAUCAAGGUUAGGUAUUGUGACGGUUCAUCAUUUACCGGUGAUGUUGAAGCUGUCGAUCCAAAAACCAAUUUGCACUACAGAGGAGGAAGGAUUUUUGUUGCUGUCAUUGAGGAUUUACUUGCAAAAGGAAUGAAAAAUGCUAAAAACGCAAUUCUCUCUGGAUGUUCAGCUGGAGGAUUGACUUCUAUUUUACAAUGCGAUCGCUUUAAAACUUUACUACCUGCAGCAGCUAAAGUUAAAUGUGUCUCAGAUGCUGGUUAUUUUAUCAAUGUAAAGUCCGUCUCUGGAUCACAACACAUUGAACAAUUCUACAGUCAAGUUGUUCAAACUCAUGGCUCAGCAAAGAAUUUGCCUUCAUCUUGCACUUCAAGACUCCCAGCAGGGCUGUGUUUUUUCCCGGAAAACGUGGCCGCACAAAUCAGGACUCCAAUCUUCUUUGUAAAUGCAGCCUAUGAUUCAUGGCAGAUUAAGAACAUUUUGGCACCCGGUGUUGCCGAUCCCCAUGGCACUUGGAGGAACUGCAAACUUGAUAUAACCAAAUGUUCAUCUACUCAAUUAAAUACAAUGCAAGGUUUUAGGACAGAUUUCUUAAAGGCAAUUAGUGGGAUUAGUAACUCUCCAUCUAAAGGAGCGUUUAUAGAUGGUUGCUAUGCCCACUGCCAAACUGGAAUACAGGAAACAUGGAUGAGAAAUGACUCUCCAGUGCUGGCCAAGACAACAAUAGCAAAGGCAGUAGGAGAUUGGUAUUAUGAGAGAAGGACUUUUCAUGAGAUAGAUUGUCCUUACCCUUGCAACCCUACUUGUCAUAACCGUAUUUUUGAGUAAAAUCUACAACCUACCUGAAAUAUAAGGUCAUUCAACUACACAUACAAUUUCUACUAAACCAAAUUUAUUGGUUAUAUAACUAGUUAUGAAAUCAUGAGAAUAUGAUUUAUACAUUGUAAGUUCUCAAAAUAAAGGAUGUUUCCAACUACUAUAUUAAAAAUAUUGUAUUCUAUACUGUUACAACUUGAUGUGUAUACUGUGUACUUUACUGAAAAGCUAAUAAAUUAUUGACCUUCAAUUUAAA
Messenger RNA from Trifolium pratense (red clover), 1577 nucleotides. Its product is annotated as pectin acetylesterase 8-like. The coding region runs from base 167 to 1333 and encodes 388 amino acids. Lineage: Eukaryota; Viridiplantae; Streptophyta; Magnoliopsida; Fabales; Fabaceae. The record is from RefSeq and is a predicted model, not a curated record. Gene Ontology annotation, molecular function: pectin acetylesterase activity. Gene Ontology annotation, biological process: cell wall organization. The transcript is spliced from 13 exons. Gene Ontology annotation, cellular component: plant-type cell wall.